CCCUCGUAUCUCAUCGUCCGAGUAUACCGGCAACUCCAGCUCGUUUCUCUCCUGGCUGUCGCUCGGACAACCUAGUACUAUCGACGACCGGAGUUUUAUUCCCGAUUCGAACCAAUUCUGAAGGCGUUGAAGACCCGGCGAACCACAUUUUACAGUAGAAGCGUACAGCAUGGCAGUCGAAAAGGAAAGCACUCUCGAGGUCGAGGGUGCAUCGUUGUAUACUAAAUCAUGGGAGCCCGAAGGGCCAAUCAAAGCGAAGCUCAUCUUCAUCCACGGAUUCAGCGACCAUAUCAACCGAUACUACGGCUUCUUCCCGUCACUCGCAGCGUGCGGAAUCGCCGUUUACGGGUUCGACCAACGCGGCUGGGGACGCAGCGUCAAGAAGCCAGCCGACAGGGGCCUGACCGGGCCAACGUCCAGGGUCAUCGCCGACAUGGUGGCCUUUAUCGAGCCGCACCUGUCUGAUGCCCCCGGGGCGCCGCCCGUCUUCAUCAUGGGCCACUCCAUGGGCGGCGGCCAGGUUCUCACGCUUGCCUGCGACGAGCAGUACCAGGACCGUAUCGUCAGCCGAGUGCGCGGCUGGCUGCUCGAAAGCCCCUUCAUCGGGUUUGCACCCGAGCUGAAACCCGGUUUCAUCAAGGUGUACGGCGGCCGAUUCGCGAGCAAGAUUUUUCCACAUCGGCAGAUGGUCAACCAGAUCCCGCCUGAAGACCUGUCACGCGACCCGGAGGUUCAGAAGAGCAUCGCGGCGGAUGAGCUGCUCCAUAACACCGGGACCUUGGAAGGUUUGUCGGGAAUGCUGGACCGCACGGAUGGCUUGACGCGGGGAACGAUCAGGCCGGUUGGAGGAGAGAAUACUAAGAUCAAGGCGAUCUGGCUUGGCCAUGGUUCGAGUGAUAAGGCGACAGAUUAUAAUGCCAGCAAGCGGUAUUAUGAUCGUGUUAUUGCGAGCACGGUGAAAGAUAGAAUGUUCAAGCGGUAUGAGGGGUGGUUUCAUCAGUUGCAUGCUGAUGGUCCAUGUAGUGAGGAGUUCUACAAGGAUGUUGGCGAUUGGAUCUUGGAGAGGAGCGAGGAUCCAGAUUCGGGGAAGUUUGAGGCCAAGAUUUGAAAUGGAGUUUGUAAGAGUAUAUAGGACAAAGACGAUAUGGACUGCUUGAAUUGAGGCUCCUGGGGACUACAUAGCAUCAGGUUGGUUAGAAUCAUCUACUAUAUCUAUCC
Neurospora tetrasperma FGSC 2508 is the source of this 1218-nucleotide messenger RNA. RefSeq lists its product as uncharacterized. Gene Ontology annotation, molecular function: lipase activity. NCBI's taxonomy places the organism in Eukaryota, Fungi, Ascomycota, Sordariomycetes, Sordariales, Sordariaceae. The coding region runs from base 170 to 1108 and encodes 312 amino acids. The transcript has 2 exons. The record is from RefSeq and is a predicted model, not a curated record. Gene Ontology annotation, cellular component: membrane.